Fusarium redolens is the source of this 7389-nucleotide messenger RNA. RefSeq lists its product as uncharacterized. NCBI's taxonomy places the organism in Eukaryota, Fungi, Ascomycota, Sordariomycetes, Hypocreales, Nectriaceae. The record is from RefSeq and is a predicted model, not a curated record. The coding region runs from base 1 to 7389 and encodes 2462 amino acids. The transcript has a single exon.
AUGCCUGCUCCUGUUCUUCACGUUAUCUAUGCUGGCCGUGGCGAUGCCAUGAUUCUUGAAUGCGAUGACUACAAGCAAGCCGGCAGGCGCAAUUUCAUCCUCGUUGAUGGUGGCCCCAAAAACUACGACGCUUAUGGCGCGGCACGGGAAGCCCCGUACCAUCGAUACCUCUCGUCUGCCUGCCGACAAAUCUUGGGCAAUGGCAACAAUUUCGCUGGUAUUAUCUUUUCACAUCCCGACGAGGAUCAUUAUGGCGGCUAUCUGCACUCCUUACAAGGCGGCGUAUUUCCCAGCGACAAUGUGUUUGUCCCAAAUGUCAUGUCCGACACGGACAACGCCAACAAGCCGAUAGACGACAUCUGCGUCAAAACCAAUAUGCGAAAAGUAGCUCCCCAUCCUCAGGAUCAAUUCCCGGAUUACUUGAUUCCUCCAGUCAAAGCCAUAUUUCCCUCCAGACCGGGAAUUGUAUGGUACUAUGGGGGUACAGACCGUGACGAGGCGCAUGACCUACAGUUCAACCGCAAAAUGACAACGAACAAACGCAGCAUUCUUAUGUACACUGUCACACCCAAUUCGGUCGGAGAGAUGGGGAUAUUCUUCACAGGAGACAACCAUGCCGACAUAAUCUCUCCGCAGAUAGAGGCUGCGUUCCCAUUCGAACAUCGAAGAUUCGCAAUCUACAAGAUACAGCACCACGGCUCGCUCGCCGACAACAUGAAACAGUUCUCCGAGCCGCUGUACUCUAACGAAGUCAAGGCCAUAGGCUUCCUCUACUUUCUUCUCAAGGUCCAUCGCGGAACUGCCUAUCUCCCCUACAAGAAAACCACUACAGACGCAGUCAAGCAUGCUGCCAAGCACUUGAGUACGAAGAUCGUGUCAAGGUACACUAUGAAUGCGCUUUUUACCAGUCUUGGAACUGUGGUCAAAGAGAUUCAGAAAGAUAUGUUGGCAAACCUGAAUCCGCCUGUAGAGAAAGAGGACAGGCUCUAUAUCGGUUUGCAACCUAGUAACCUCGCCGAUGCACGAAGUGCCAAGGACUAUUUGGACAAGCUUGACGAGGAGCUUGGCAAACGCAGGACUCAGCACCUGAAGAAAUGGAAUAGUUUUCGGAAAAAGCAUAUGACCGACGAGUUCCUGACGUAUAUGCAUGUUCUCUGCGUCGUCAAAUUCUACGCAAGCUUCGUGGCAGAUGUAUAUGUCGUCAGCGCCAAUCGAAGGAACAACCACCCUCGAUCCGAAGUACUUGUUGGACUGGCGCUCGCAGUCAAAUACCAGAACCGCAAAGCCCGGUUAUACGUUACAAGCGGCAACAGUCUCGACGUCGACGAGCUAGCUAGGGUCGCACACGUGGUGGGCACGGAUACAGUCAAAGAACUCUUCUGUGGACAGUAUCUCAGGAUCUCCUAUAUGAGCCGCGGUUCAUACAUGUCCCUGAGUGGCAAAUCUCGCGGCAUACAUGAGGACCCGAUAAUCAAUCGCGAGGCUGCCAAUAUGACACAGGAGAUCAGGAUUUCGAACAAUAACAUUCAGGUCGAUCUCAGAACUAAGCUGAAUGUCUUGCUUGAGCAAACUGACCCUAGUCGUAUUCUGAGCACACGGAAGUACCAAAUAAGGAGCUUUGUGAAUAACGCUUGGCGGUAUCUGUACCUUGAAGCUGACAACACUGAACUGAAGUGGGAUAUCGCGAAUAACCCACAGUUUAUCUGGAUCGACACACGAGACCUAACGAUUACCAACAACCGACAAUUCGCAAUAAGAUGUCGAACAGAGAAGUUUGGCAUCACUUCUAGAAGAUUUACGUGUUCAUGGGCCAGAACUGUCAACGGGUGGGAUUUCUACUACAUUGAAGAUACUAUCUCCGGCGAGAAAUUGCAUGAUGCCCCUAAUGGCGAUAUCGACUUUAGCACGAAUCCUACCCAAGCUGCGUUGGCUGAAGUCCGUCUCGAACUUGCCCCAGCACAGUUCUUACCAGAGACUAAUUCUGUCCAAGCAAAACUGUCCGGAGAUCUGGUAGACAGUGCAAGUCUUGUCGAAACCCUUCCACCGCCCCAAUUCAACAUUCCAAUAGGAGCAGUGGCCUUCAGCUCUCAGCAUUCACUCCGCCAGGCAUUCGAGAUCCUCAACGACUCGAUCAAAAACAAAGCGAAACCCAACAUGAUCGAAACGCUAACUUGCUUGUAUAAAGACAAGGAUGCAUUGAUCACAGUCCUCCAAAGACUCCCAGAGGCGCUCCUCAAGAUUGGAUUGGCUACUUUCGAAGUCGAUCUUGAUGAGUCUACAGCUACCAUUGACUCACAUCCCCUUGAAGAAAAGGUUAUUGGGAGCGCUGUCUUACAUCGAGCAAAGGAUGAAGAAGGAAAAGUCAAUGCUGUUGAUAUUGAAAUGGCAGGAUUCGGGUUUCAGCUCAAGGAUAUUGUUGCCAAGGUUGAAAAUUGUUGUUCUCCGCAGGUCCAUCUCACCGUCGAGUCCGAAGUCACUUUGAAGGAAAAGGGUCUAGAAUUCAAGAUGGCUUGGAAUUCGUCAUACAAGGAGACCGUCAUGUCUUUCAGCUCCAGCGUGAUCGCCUUAGAGGAUCUCGUCAUCGCUCUGGUCGGCACCAAGAUCGACCCCAAGAAGAUUCUGCAGGGGGACAUCCCUCUCAUGGGCAAGUCCUCAGACAGCAAUUCUGCACAAUCCAUAAAGAGCAUGCAGGCGGGAUCAAUGUCCAGGAUAGGGUUCUCUCUCAGGCAGCCGAUUGAUUCGGUGGACACAUACAACUUGGCCGAUAUCUGGGUACGCACCGAGUCCUCAGAUUGGCAGGACUUCUUGCCAAUGACCAAUAACUUUAAAAAAGUCAAGAGUGAAGUUUUACUCCGUGUACUGGAUCCCCUGCACUGGGAAACAUCGAGGAUAGCUACGAGUGUCCAAUUAUCCAUGCCACUCCCAAGCAAUUCCAAGAGGAGUAUCACAGCACAGUUUGAUGCUAUACCCUUAGCCAGAGUGGGUGAAUACGAUUAUCGAUUCCAGAUUACCUCUGCUGAUCACGGAGUCACGGUUACUGAUAUUGUCGGCGCCGUUGGCUUCACCAGUGUCUCAGAGAAGAUCAAAGCAAUGCCUGUGCUGGACCAUGUUUUCGAGGCAGUAGAAGUCAAAGAGGCUGGGUUUUCUGUAGUGAAUACUGACAACAAAUGGCAAUUCCGGGAGUGGGACUUUGAGCUGUGCAUUCCCUAUUUUGAUCUCAUUCCUGGUUCUCUGUCAUUGAUAGACACAGUGAUAAGGGUCGAAUGGUAUGGAGACGGGGAUAUGCAGGCAAAGGGAGAAGCUGUCUUUCGAAGUGGGAAACUUCAGAAGGAGGCAAAGCUCUCGCUUGGGCUCCCAACCACAAAAGAGCUUGGGUACAUCAUAGUUUCUUCCCCCGAUGCCAUUAGCCUGGCCGAUGUCUUUGAUAUCUUCGGGCUCGGAACUUUGCCAAGCAUUCCGUUCCUGAAUGGAAACAGCGCAAUGGAGUUGGUGUACUGCGAUGCAAAGUUUGAGCAAUCUGACACUGGAAAAGUCUCGAUCCGUUCAUCGACCGCCAAGUUUCUGAGAGACGAGCUAGAGGUUGAAAAGUUCAAGCUGCAAGAUGUCGAGUUCUCGCUUUCAUGGCAAAAUGGACAAAAGGCGGAUGGGGACAACAAGGUUGAAUCGACCAUCUCCUUUCAACUAUCAGCUUUGCUGCAGAUAAAGAACAUCAAGUCCGUGAUGUCGGUCAAGUAUGACGGCGAGAGGAAUGAAUUGACGGCUUCUAUUACACCGGUCCAGGGAUUUCCUAUGAAGGCUUUGGAUGUGUUGAGUCUUCUGAUUCCUGGAGUCGAUAGUGCGCUCCACACGAGGCUUGGCAACUUGGAGAUCAAGAUUGUAGAGAUGUCUCUGGAUCUAAGCACAGGCUCACCGUCUUCUUUCAAGCUAGAGAUGAAGGAUGAUGCAGCUAUCAAACUCCCCUCAGCCACAGACACCACGCCUUUUAGUGUGGGCUCAGUCAGAGUAGAGUAUACCAAAGAGGCGAGCAAGCUUGACGUGUUUGCUGCGUUGAUGAUUGGAGGCAUUCAAACAAGCGUCAGCCUUAGGACCUUCACAAACUCAACAUCUGAGGAGCGUUGCGUCGAGUUCGGUAUCGUACUACAGAAGGGUCAGAAGGACCUUGGGCUAUUGGCUCUCCUUGCCGCGGUCGGAAUUGACAACGUCGACAUACCACGACCAGAAGGAUGUCCAGAAUUCACCGUUGGCAUGGCUAGGAUCAACGGCAGGUUUGUUGAUAAGGACAAGUCUGGUCUGAAAUUUGCACAGCUGAGCGUGCGCAUCGAGUUAGCCAGAAUUUCCAUGUCUGACUGGGAUAUGUCUGUGGAUUAUCUCUACCUUGACGUUGACUACAAUAAGGCUAGUGUUGAUAAACCAUUCUCAGCAUUGGUCUCGGGCAAGCUUACAGUUGCCGGUUCUGCAGAGAUGAAGAUCAACUACAUCGAUGCAAAGGAUGUUUUGGAGCUCCAAGCCAAACUGCUUCUCAUCAAGGUGGAAGAAGUAAAGGUUAAAUCGAUCUUGGAAUGGCUAUCUGUGGACUCAAUCGAAGACUCUCUACCCUCUUUCAUUUCAGAGGCAGUGAUCGAUGUAAAGUCGUCAAAUCUUGGAAUGUCACUCAGCCGUCAUAAGGGAGACCAAACUUCUACUAUCACAGUUUCCCUGAGCUUCACCGCGGGAUCUGUAACUGUUCAACUUGCAAGAACGAGAACUCGACCGGAUGGCGCAAAGAAGAAGGACAAACUGCCAUGGAAAACAAUCCUAAGACUUGCAGUCAACACGCUACCAAGACCACCGCCGUUACCUCUGAUUGGCCAGAUGGAACAGCCAUUCUCUACUCAAAUCUACUGGACCAACAGUGACAUCACGAUAGCCGAGGUUGGCAAGUUGAACAGUCUUGCUACUUUCAAGGGACAGGAACUCCUUCUAUCUAGUCGAGCAGCAAACGAUUCUGCUUUCGGUCAGGGUUUGUCAUUCUUGCUGCUGAACAACGGCGAUAUCAUCCUUGCCUCCAAGCCCAGGAAAGCCAAGAAGAGGGAUGGCACUUCAGGCAAGGCAAUGCUGCUUCUGGAAGAAGAAAGUCCAGAAUCUCAAGAAACAACGAAAUUCGACAAGAGGGUCAACGGCGUUACUAUCACAAACGUUGGGCUUGACUAUGACGCCAAAGGGCAGAAGAUCAAAGUCAAGUUCACAGCCCGUAUGACCGUUGGCCCGAUGGACGGUGAAUUGAUCAACUUCAGUAUGAUCAUAAAGCUGCCACGAGGCGAAAGGAUAGACUUGACCGAUUGGAGGAAUCUGGACAUUGAUAUGGGUCUCGAUGGACUGUCCCUAGCAAUGACAGGUUCCAACCUCAAUGUCGCUGGCACUUUGCACCGCAUCAAAGUCGAGGGAGACGACAUCUCUAUAACAGGUUUUGAAGGUGGAGUCAGUGUCAAGCUCAAGAAGUACCAAUUUGUCGGUUUUGGCUCUUACAAAAGCGUCAAGACCAAACAGGAAGAGUUUGUCUCUCUCAUGGCCUACGCCUUGCUGAAGGGUCCAAUGCUCAAGACAGGUCUUGUUGAACUUUCCGGCAUCAGUGGUGGCUUUGGAUUUGGAUCGAAACUCGAGAUCCCAUCUAUCACUGAGAUUCACAAGUUCCCGCUGCUUGUAGAUCCUGAUACUGAUCCGAUGGUCAUGUUUGAUAGGCUUCGUGGGACAGGUGACACAAAGUACAUGACGGAGACGAAUGGUGCAAACUGGGUUGCGGCUGGUGUCUUGGGCACAGCCUGUGAACUUAUCGACGUUAGAGCUGUCUUGACAAUACCACUGGAUCCUAGUGCCGGCGAGUUGGCUAUUGUGGGUACAGCGUCUGGUCAGUUCCCCCGAGAUGCAAAACCCGGCAAAGCACUUGCAGCUAUCAAGAUCAAUUUCCAAGGAAGCAUCGACAUGUCUCGUGGCUCCAUGCUUUUCCAAGGCCGGAUAGCCGAUGGAUCAUUCAUUCUAUUCGACGACUGUGUCCUCACUGGAGGAUUUGCAGUAGGAGCGUGGUUCGGCACCAGUCCUCAAGCUGGAGAUUGGUGCAUCAGCAUUGGAGGCUGGCACCCAGCUUAUCAGCCACCAGAUCACUAUCCCAAAGGCUUACCACGCAUGGGACUCUCAUGGACCUAUGGUAAAGACAAGUGUCUAUCACUGUCCGGACAAGCCUACGCCGCUGUUACACCUGAGGCGCUCAUGGGCGGAUUGGCAGUCCGUGUCAAGUACGAAAAAUGGUCAUGCGGCGCCGAGUUUGACUUCCGUACUGAUCUCAUUCUAUAUCUCCACCCGCUGCACUACAACGCUAAGUUCCAUGUUCACGCUAGUCUCUGGUAUGAACUAGAUGCUUGGGUCCUUCGUAAGAAGUUCACCAAGAGCCUGGGCGCAGACCUGACUGUCAGCGGACCUCCAUUUGGUGGUGUAGUCGAGUUCAAGCUGACUGUUAUCACCAUCCGGGUCAAGUUUGGUGAACACCAGAGCAAGCCGGAUAGACUGGACUUUGGCGAUUUCAUGACAGUCGUGCUCAAGAACGCUGAGACUGACCACGUAUUCGCACUUGAAUCUGGAGCAAUGACACUCGAAAAGGUUCCAGCAGAGGCUCAAACUCCGAAAUCCUCAUGGAUAGUUCGUGGAGGAUCUCUUGCGUUCAGUAUCACUUCUCGUGUUCCCACGACAAGUAUUGAAUUCGAGGGUGCUCAAGAUCCUAAGAGACAGCUCGGUGGGCGCAUCUUUGCGCGACCUAUGCAACUUUUCAGUAGCUCCUCAGGCCUCACGGCAAACAUUAAAGCCUCGGUUCACAAGAUCAACACCAACGGCGAAGAUCUGUCAGAAGGCUUUUUCUUUGAGGUUUUGAGGGAGCAACUGCCGGCUUCAUUAUGGGGCUCAUAUGAUGGCAAUACUGAUGCCAUGCUCGGGGGCACAUCCCGCGAGAGCACCGUGACACAUGCCACAGGCCUACGAAUUGAGGCUCCAUUGUCUAAAUGGUCUACUCUCAACCCUCAAAUCAUUCUUUUCAGCGAUCUAUGGAAGAUAAAGCCUGUCACUACGCAAUUUGCUACUGACCAAGCCCGGGAUGUCGCUUUUGAUGCCGAGCCCAGACCGAACAAGGACAAUGAAGAGAGCGACUUUGCACAAGCAAGGAAAGCGCUCCUAGGAACUGACCAAAUGGCUGAGGAGGAAAAUGCUGCCAAGGCACGGAAUACACGCAGAGCAUCUAUCAUGAGCCAGUGGGCGUCUAUCCGAAAGCUCAAGGCGUCAGCCAGUCUCCGCAGUAAUGUGCCGCUGAGAUAUGCCAAGGGGUUAGUUAGUUUCUCACAUGUUGCACCGAGAAUAUCGGUAGAGUAG